UCUUCAUCUGCUCUUGAAUAGUUUUACCUGCACAGCGUAAGUCGCGGAAACGAAUAUCGCGGCCGGGCUCCCUCUUCUUUUCUACGUAAUAAAUCACAAUCGUCAUCGAAAGGAGGGUGUGACGUCGUCCAAUCUGCGACAGCACAACUAAGUGUCUCAUUUUCUUACCAAUGAGCAAAAUCCGGACCGCAUCAUUCGCAGUUGGUUUGCGUCUCCUUUCUCGGGUUGUUUCCCUAAGAAUCUGUUAGAAGAUCUUCAUCUUCUGUCCUUGUGUGCCGCAAGCGUGACGUCGCUGUAUGAAAUCAAACAUGGCCACGGAGUGUACUGAGACUGCUGGCAACAAAGUGGCCGAAACACAACUGACUUUUGGACUUGGAAAACCGUACCUGGAUAGGCUGCCCGCAGAGAUCGUUGAUCGUAUCUGCAACUACCUUCCAAACCGUGACACUCUACUUAGCCUCCGUGCAACCUGUCGUGAUCUUGCUGCGAAGACAUCAGAGCGCUAUGCGAAAGCCUACUGGAUCCAAAGUCGCUGGAUACUAUCUCGUUACGGAUGGGCCAAUUUCCGUACGAUGGCCGAAUUCCAUGCUAAUAUCAACUCGUAUAUAACCAAUCUCACACUGAUCGCACCGGACUCCCACUGCCAUGAUUACGAUAAUUUCUGCCUUGCGAAGGGUUGGAGCUCAAGUCAGGACCUCGCCCACUCCAUCAACAAGAUACGGAGCAUUCGCAUCUUCAACCUAUUUAACUUCAAAUUUGCCGGCAGUAGUGACUUCUUGGAAACGCUUUUGCCUGCAAUCAGACUGCCCCUAAUGGCCCAUCUCGUCAUUGGCGAUGCUGUCAUAGAAGACAAUGCUCUGGCUUUGCUCAUUCGAAAUCACGCCAAGACCUUACACGGCAUACGCUUCGAUAACGUGGACUUAUCUGGCGGCAUGAACAAGGUUGCUUUGGAUAUCCUCGAGUACGAGACCUUCAGGGACGCAGGGAUGUGCAUGACUCCCUGGUCCACUGUGUUUAGGGCCCUGGCCGAGAUUGAGCAACAGUGCGGCAUCCAGAUCUCCAACCCGAUGCAACACAGCUGCGAAGUCGACAUCCUAGGCACCUCGGACUACUUUUACGACUUCAACUUCUCAGCUUACGAGCAAUUCUUGGGCACAACCAUACAGCUCGUUCCUAAUGCGGAUACAUUGGGCGACUUGUACUUGAUAGACGAUCUAGAUCCAGAGGAUAUGCACUUGCUCAUCACAAUAGACCGUGACCAUAACUGGAAGAAGGGAUUGCUACGCAUUCUGCAUAUGUACGAGUGCGCCUUCACAAACCUUGGGCGUGGGUUCCUGCCGCCAUGGCAGCUCUUUGAAGAGGCUGAGAGGGCCGAAAACAUGAGCAGCUUUAUGCAGGCGGUAUCUGUCCAACCGGUGACUUUGCAUGUUAAUCCGCCGCUUCAUACGGCAGAAACGACACCUUCCAGCAACGCCGAGCCGCUCGUCUCGUCCUCCCUCGGCACAAAGCAGAGCCAAGGCAGUCCAUCGAUCAGUCCGGGAAUGGCGAAGUUAAACACAGGCGGCAAGACAAAGAGAGGCAAGCGAAAGAAAAGGAGCAAGGUAAGAUUGAAGGCGGAAGAAAAGAGCUCCGAAACGACGGCGAGCUCGAGCAAGCUAGCCUCGAGCUGUCGAAGGGCGACGAAGAGCAAGGAAAGGCAAAUGGACGGGUAAGAGUCGGUAAGCCCGGCAUCCGCUCAGACGAGCGAGGGAUCGAGAAUACCAGCGGCACCGCUGCAGCCUUCGCUCUUCGCUCAGAGACAAUUGAGUCGCCCCGGCGCUUCCCGCCUCCCGUCGCGUUAUCGUGCAGGCAAAGCGAUGCGAUGCGAUGCGAUACGAUACGACACGCAGAACGGACGACAUCCUGCGCGGGACAGACGCGGUUUCCAUAGCGCCGUCGCAGCGACGGUGGAAACUUUUUGACUCGUGUUAAAGCGGCGUUUGUGCGGCAACGUUUCGGGGCACUCUCCAGCGUCAUGGCCAAAUCGUAGGCUCGGCGCAAGUGGUUCACGCAAAGAUGACGGCAGGAUGCUGCUUCGACACAUAAAGACAAGACUGUUCUCGUUGUUGGCUUCGACGCUAAAAAAAAAGGGCUGUAUUAUGUAUAUUCAGAGCCUUGCUACGGUAAGAGUAAGAGAGCUAGCUGGUCUGGCUGGCUAAAGAAGCAGGAAGAAGAUAAAUUAAGAAAAAGAAUUUUUUUUCAAAUAUACACCACAUCCUAAAC
Molecule: messenger RNA, 2262 nt
Organism: Verruconis gallopava
Lineage: Eukaryota; Fungi; Ascomycota; Dothideomycetes; Venturiales; Sympoventuriaceae
Exons: 2
Coding region: 297-1712 (471 amino acids)
Molecular function (GO): protein binding
Source: RefSeq, a predicted model, not a curated record